Molecule: messenger RNA, 1201 nt
Organism: Corylus avellana
Lineage: Eukaryota; Viridiplantae; Streptophyta; Magnoliopsida; Fagales; Betulaceae
Source: RefSeq, a predicted model, not a curated record
GUUCUAGUGUGAGAACAAGGGCAACAAUACUGAUUUCCCCAAAAUUGUCUGUUAAAUGAGCCACGAAAAUUAAAGACAAGGGGAGGUGCGUGGAACAAAAGACGAGGAAUUUAUCCCCUCAUGACUCGGUGCAUGACAUGAAAAAGGAGGAGGCUGAAGGCCUGAACACCUGCGGAGAGAAAAGCAAAGAAGAAACAGAGCUGCAGAGAAACAAAACAAGAGUUCACCCCUCGACUGUCUGGGACCCGUUCGACUGUUCUCGCCAACGCCUCGUCCUUGGACCCUUAAUCAGUGAAAAAAGUGAUUCAAACGAACUGGGUACUUUGCAAUUGUUCCACACGGUCCUUUCGCCGAUCUGAUCGAGUUUGAGGCUGUAACAGCUGUAAAAGAGCUGUCAUGGAUAUUUUAUCAUGGGAUGGAACCCUCUCAUCAGGUGAUUUUCGUCUUGCUGCUUGUGCUUUUAUGCAGAAAUGGAAAAGCGUUAUGUCAGCUUUCCCUCCGUGGUCAUGGGUCCCUUGUCCAAAACAACCUUGGGGUGCUUCAGCUUCUCAUGAUGUGGAAGGAUACUUAUCAUUGGAGAACAUAAUUCUCAGUUGCUAUGCACAGGAAGAACAUGAUGAAAUAAGUUGCCCUCAGAAAGAAGAGACAAGUUGCUCCGAGAAAGAGGAGCUCAUUGAUAUUGCCACCUUAGUCCAGAGCAAUUGCAGCAAAGUACCUUACUAUGAUCUUCAUAUAAUAUAUAGUGCUUCAUACAGAGUUCCAGUGCUAUUUUUUCGUGCUUACUACAGUGAUGGAGAACCUUUAGGGUUUAAUGCAAUCGAAAAAGACCUUCCUGCUCACUCUGCGAAAGCAUUGUUGGAUUCAAAAUGGACGUUCAUAACCCAGGAGAUCUGUUCGGUAGUGAUGGGAAGAGAUGAAAGUCAGACGAAUCGCAAACACCCACUGGAUGAAAAUCAAAUGAACAAGACGAAAAUCAGACGAACGAGCAGAGACGAAAAUCAAACGUACGAAAAUCAGCACUGAUGUUGUAUUUGGUAGCGACUGAUGGGCAGAGGAAGCGGUCUGGUAAGAAAGAGAACAUUAAAUUGUAUUAAAAAAAGAAAAAGAAAAAGAAAGUGUGGUGGCCGUUCAAGACACCCCCACCUCUAUUUUUUUAAACACGAAAAUUUGGUUUUUUAUAUUUUGGAAAUUAGCUUUUGUU